This is a messenger RNA of Nothobranchius furzeri (turquoise killifish), 6868 nucleotides long. RefSeq names its product plexin D1 (gene plxnd1). Gene Ontology annotation, cellular component: plasma membrane; semaphorin receptor complex. Gene Ontology annotation, molecular function: protein binding; semaphorin receptor activity. The record is from RefSeq and is a predicted model, not a curated record. Lineage: Eukaryota; Metazoa; Chordata; Actinopteri; Cyprinodontiformes; Nothobranchiidae. Gene Ontology annotation, biological process: regulation of cell shape; endothelial cell migration; semaphorin-plexin signaling pathway involved in axon guidance.
CCCGUGCCUUCAUAAAAUAAUUGCGUAAAAAUAGUAACAUGGCUGACUAGAUUGCGCAUAUUGUUAAAAAGAUCAUUCACAUUUUAUUUUGAUGUCUCGGUGAGUCUCGGGAGAGGGGCUGCUGAGCUGCACAGCGGGCAGAGAGGGACAGAGGCAGAGAAGGCAGCCUGCAAAAGGAAGCACGACUCGCUUAUCGCGUCAUUCUGGGUUUAGGCGUUGAGCAGGAAGCAGCCUUUCCUCUUGGAUUGUCGCCGUAUAGGAACAAACACACAUUUUUGUCUUUGCUCAAUGCACCCCUCGGCACAGAACACGCGGAAGCCAGUCAGAAGGAAAAAUGCCUCCUUCGAUGGAGAUAGCUGUUCUGCUUCUCGGCGUCUUGGCUUUGGAGACGCGCAGGAGUGCCAGCGCGCUGCACAUCCAACAGGCGUUCACGUCUCCAAACCACACCAAUAACUUCGUAGUGGACCCGGUGUCCAGGAAGGUCUACCUGGCUACAGUGAACACGGUCUACCAGCUCAACGGGACCCUGAGUUUGGAGGUGGAACAGAGGACAGGACCGGUGGAGGACAACCUGUUGUGCCAUGCGCCACAGCUGCCUCAGGCUCCGUGCGAGCAUCCCAAAUCCCUCACCGACAACUACAAUAAGCUGCUGGAGCUGGACCGGGAGCAGGGGGUGGUGGUGGUGUGUGGAUCCGUGUAUCAGGGCUUCUGCGAGCUGAGGAAAAUGGGGAAUGUUUCCGAGAUAGCGGUGGAGUUCCCACCCCAAGGAGAAAAGACAGUUUUCCCCAGCAUGCUCAACAUCGCUGCCAACCACCCGAACGCGUCCACGGUCGGGCUCAUCUUCAGGAGCCACGGUGGGAACACCCGGCUCCUGGUUGGGGCCACCUACACCGGAGCUGGGACCCAAUUCUUCCCCAAAAACCACAGCAAGGAAGACUUACGUUUUGAGAACACGCCUGAGAUCGCCAUCCGCUCCUUAAACAUCAAGGAUUUAUCCAGACUUUUCACCUAUGACAUCAACCCGUCAGAGGAUAACGUGUUCAAGAUCAAACAAGAGGUCAAACCCAAAAACAAGCUGAACUUCGUCCACGCAUUCAUCCAGAAGACUUAUUCAUACAUUGCCUUUAAUAAUGAUGCAAAAAUGGGUCACAAGGAGAGCCAGCCCAACAGCAUGCUCUCCAGGAUCUGUCUGGAUACCGAGAGCCGCCGAAAGUCCAGCGGGCCGGACAGCAGGAAGCUCACCGAGUCCUACAUCCAGAUGCCUUUACAGUGCGGCUCCAACGGGGACAUUUACAACCGGCUGCUGUCCGUGUACCCGGCCGAGAUCCAGGCGGGGCCCGGGAGGGGCCCGGAGUCAUACCUGUUCGGAGUGUUCUCCAAAGCGGACAGAGAGUCUGCUUUGUGCGCGUUCAGGUUCAGAGACAUAGAAGAGGAGAUCCGACAGGCGCGCAGGAAUUGCUCCAACUCCCCCAGCAGCGACGUCCAGGUCCUGGACAGUGUGAUCCAGGGCUCCGGGGCCGCCUGCAUCCAGAAGGGGAACCUGGUGUUGCAGCCCGAGCAGCUGGACUGUGGCGCGGCCCACCUGCAGCAUCCUUUGGCUCUACAGAGGCCCCUGAGGGCCAGUCCUCUCUAUGAAAACCAGGGCCUGACUUCAGUUUCAGUUGACAGCGUCCACAACCACACUGUGGUUUUUCUGGGAACCAGUAAUGGACGGCUUUGCAAGCUGACCCUCCUGCUGAACAUGACCUUGGCCUAUCAGAGGACACUAAAGCUGCCAGCCAGCGAAGCGGUCCACCACAUCAUGACCUUCGACCCCAACGACAGCAACUUUCUUUAUGUCAUGACCUCUCACCACAUGCUGAGGGUCAAAGUGGCUGAAUGUGACCAGUGGAAGAGUUGCAGCAGCUGUUUGGGAGCGGGCGACGCCCACUGUGGGUGGUGCACUUUAGAGAACAGAUGUACCAUCCAGAAGGAGUGUGCUCGAGGGCUGCUGGCUCGCUCUUGGAUCACCCUGGGUGAAGGCCCCCAGCAGUGUCCUUCCAUUACCCUGACACCCCCAGAGAUCAGCAUCUCUGCCAACAUCAAGGAUGUUGGCAUCCUGAUAAAUGGCAGUGUUCCUGAUCUGAUUGGCUCACGGGUGGAGUGCGAAUACAGACCUGGAAUUUCUACUGCUGCCACGUUGCACCUGGACUACGGUCCCGCCCAGAUCCAGACAUGCCCCCUUCUUCCUCGAGAGAACUACCGGCCAAUCCCCCCAAGGACAGACCACCUGACUGUUUCUGUAGCCAUAAAAGUGAACGGCACAUCUGUGGUAUCUGGGAGCUUCAUCAUCUAUGACUGCGAGAGGACUGGAGCCAUACACCCAAAGACAUCGUGUAUGAGCUGCCUGAGCACGAGGUGGAAGUGUUACUGGGACCAGGAGAACCACCUCUGUCUCUCCAGUAAAGAUGAGACAAAGGAAAACCUGCUGGAGAGCGCAGCUUCCUGCCCAAGCCUGAUUGCCUCAGAUGUUCCUCCAUCACCGUCAGGAGCAGCCCAAGAUUUCACGCUGUCCCUGAGCAACAUCCAGGAGAGGGAGGAUCUGGAGUGUGACUUUGGGACUGAUCAGCGCUAUGAGGCCACAUGGCUGGACAACUCAACUGUCAAGUGCAGCGGGGUGGUGCUGUCCACUGCUCAGAGAAGUCAGGUUUACCACCUCAAUCUCAGGAGGAGAGGAUACUUCACCAGUCAGCCGGAGGAUAUAUUCCUGGACAGCCCUCAGCCCAUGAAAGUGGAGGUGUAUAACUGCGGAGUGGGUAGCUCAGACUGUUCUCAGUGCUGGGGCCGCGAGGACCAGGGACACCUCUGUGGCUGGUGUGAAAACAGCUGCAGGCCGCGGGACGAUUGUCAGCCAAUCACGGAUCCGUGUCCUGCUCCAGAAAUCCAUAAGAUCUCCCCCCUGAGGGGUCCGACAGAAGGAGGCACGCUGCUCACAGUACAAGGCAGGAACCUGGGUCAGAGGCCUGCAGGAGUCAAGAUCUUUAUAGGAGAUGUUCCGUGUGAUCUGCUUCCUCAGCAUUACACCGUCUCUGUCGAGCUGGUGUGUCGCACAGGGAGGUCUGAACGUGACAGCGUGGAAUUUGUCCGCGUGGAUGUGAACCAGAGUGGGACGGGAGCGUCCAAAGAGAAGUUCUCAUAUUUAGUCCCAAAGCUGCUGUCCAUGGAGCCUGAGAAGGGCUCUCGAGCUGGAGGAACCAGGGUGACCCUCAGAGGGGAACAUCUGGAUAUUGGCUCUCAGGUUAGAGUCAAGGUGAAUGACACACUGGAGUGCUCCAUCACAGAGAAAACAGAUGAGAUGAUUGAAUGCGUCAUGCCACCGGCCCUGCAGGCACUCGCUGAGUCAGUGGCAGUGUGUGUGGAGUUUGAAGACCAUCCUUGUAAGAAUUCAGAGCUCAGCACUAUUUACACCUACGAGAAGAACCCCACAAUCAGCUCCAUCCACCCGAAAAAGAGCUUCCUCAGCGGUGGCAGGACCAUCACCGUUUCAGGUCGGGGGUUUGAUCUGGUGCAGAGUGUCACCAUGCAAGUGCGAGAAAUUGGACAAAUGCAGGACUGUUUGGUGCUCUCCUCGUCUACAAUCAUCUGUCGAUCCCCGGCAUCCACUCAGUCCCAGGAAACCUCUGUGCAGUUUGUCCUGAACGGUGUCCUCUACACCGGAGACGGUCCUUCCUCCUCUGAUAACAAGCAGGAGGAAGAGGAUGGGGAUCUUCACAAAGGUCACUUCCUGUUAGAAUAUGUGGAGGACCCUCAGUUCUUCACAGCCAACAAGGAGAAGCUGAUUAAGCACCAUUCAGGAGAACCAUUGACCCUCAUCAUCAACAAAGUGCCGAGCGACCUGGAGCUGAUGCCGGAGGAGUACUCGGUGAUGAUUGGCUCCUAUCCUUGUAACAUCAGCUUCCAUAAUGACCAGCUGUUCCACUGCACCAUCAACGGACUGCUGAGCUCCAGCGAAAGCGAGCUGCCUGUCACAGUGCAAGUGGGGAACUUUCAUCACACUAUUGCUAAAGUGCAGCUCGGCGGCAGCGAGCUGGCCAUCGUGGUAUCCAUCGUGGUUUGCUGUGUGCUCCUACUGCUGUGCACAGUGGCUCUCGUAGUUUACUGCACGAAGAGCCGAAGGGCAGAACGCUACUGGCAGAAAACGCUCCUCCAAAUGGAGGAGAUGGAGUCCCAGAUCAGAGAGGAGAUCCGGAAAGGCUUUGCAGAGCUGCAGACUGACAUGACGGAUCUGACCAAGGAGCUGAAUCGCAGCCAGGGCAUUCCCUUUUUGGAGUACAAACAGUUUGUCACUCGCACGUUCUUCCCCAAGAUGUGUUCUGAUUACGAGAAGAGUCUGGUCCAGCCCACCUACGAGAACGACUCUCUUGGACCUCGAGUGGUUCCAGAGACCCACCCGCUGCUGCAGGACUGGCAGGCCACCAACACGACACGCCCGAACAUCGAGGAGGGCAUCACUCUGUUCUCCACUCUCCUGAACAACAAGCACUUCCUCAUCACGUUCGUCCACGCGCUGGAGCAGCAGAAGGACUUCGCCGUGCGAGACAGAUGCAGCCUGGCAUCAUUGCUCACCAUCGCCCUCCAUGGUAAACUUGAGUACUACACGAGUAUCAUGAAAGACCUGCUGGUGGAUCUGAUCGACGCUUCGGCUUCCAGAAACCCCAAACUGAUGCUGCGCCGCACCGAGUCUGUUGUGGAGAAAAUGUUGACCAACUGGAUGUCAAUAUGCAUGUACAGCUACCUGAAGGAAACGGUGGGUGAGCCUUUCUUCCUGCUGCUUUGUGCAAUCAAGCAGCAGAUCAACAAGGGCUCCAUAGACGCCAUCACCGGGAAGGCCCGCUACACCCUCAACGAGGAGUGGCUGCUGCGUGAGAACGUUGAGGCCAAGCCACAGAACAUCAACGUGUCCUUCCAGGGCUGUGGCAUGGACUCGCUGUCAGUCAGAGUCAUGAAUACUGACACCAUCUGCCAGGUCAAAGAAAAAAUCAUCGAAGCCUUUUACAAAAACCUGCCGUUCUCCCAGUGGCCACGAGCCGAGGACGUGGACCUGGAAUGGUUUGACUCAGGCAGCAACAGCAGGCUUCUGCAGGACCUGGACAACUCCUCAGUGAUGGAAGACGGGCGAAAGAAGCUCAACACAGUCUUUCAUUACCAGAUUCCAGAGGGAGCGUCGCUCGCCAUGAGCAUGAAAGACAUAAAAGGAAAUACCCUGGAGAGAGUUAAAGAUCUGGACACAGAGAAAUAUGUACACUUGGUUUUACCUCACGAUGAGCUAAUAGAGACUAAGAAGGCGCACAGACACAGCCAUCGCAAGAAAGUCCUGCCAGAAAUCUAUCUGACACGCCUGCUGUCUACGAAGGGAACUCUCCAGAAGUUCCUAGAUGACCUCUUUCAGGCCAUCCUCUGCAUUCCUCCGGAACGCCCACCUCUGGCGGUCAAAUACUUUUUUGACUUCCUGGAAGAGCAGGCCGACAAACGGGGAAUCACAGACCCAGACACCCUGCACAUCUGGAAAACUAAUAGUUUACCUCUGCGUUUCUGGGUGAACAUCCUGAAGAACCCCCAGUUUGUGUUUGACAUAGACAAGACAGAUCACAUGGAUGCCUGUCUGUCUGUCAUCGCUCAGGCUUUCAUCGAUGCCUGCUCCAUUUCUGACCUGCAGCUAGGCAAGGACUCCCCGACUAACAAACUGCUGUAUGCCAAGGAAAUCCCCGAAUACAAGAAGAGAGUCCAGUGCUACUACAAGCAGAUCCAGGACAUGUCCCCUCUGAGUGAGCAAGAGAUGAACGCUCACCUGGCCGAGGAGUCGAGAAAGUACAGAAAUGAGUUCAACACCAACCUGGCCUUGACAGAAAUCUACAAAUAUGCCAAGAGAUACAGAAACCAGGUGGUGAACGCUCUGGAGACGAACCCCACCGCUCGUCGCACUCAGCUGCACCACAGGUUCGAGCAGGUCAUCGCCCUCAUGGAGGACAACAUCUACGAGUGCUGCAGCGAAGCCUGAACCUGCCCCAAGUCUCCUCCGCUCAGCAUCUCCUCCUGCUGCCCUCCUCCCGCCCACAUGGCUAACUCGGGAAUGCCACUAAGCAGAGUUUGCUCAUGCGUGUCUUUCCCACUGACUGUUGCUGGAGCGGCAGGGCAAAGUGUUUGAACCUGCCUCUCAAGCGUCAUACAUUUGCAAACGUGUCUCCCAAAUAUUUUCCCAUGACACAGAGUUCCAAAUCUGGCUCUGCUACACUUUAAGAGGAAAUGUGAUGGAAUUCUGAGCUUUUCCUGGAUCCCUGCACAGUUACUGGGACCUACAGUAAGCCCUGGUGGCCAUUUUAACACACUGAACCCUUAUUUUUUUUAAGGGAACGAGCCAAUGAUGCACUGAACUGUAAUAUAAUGUUCAUAGCAAUAUUUAUAGAUGUGUUAUAACGCUUUGAAGAGGCCCUUUCUUCAGGAUUAGUAGGACCACGGCUGAUUCCUCUCAUCUCCUAAAGCCUGCAGCGUUCUCAGGUCUGAGUGGAAGAAGAUGGGCGACAGGCUCCCACUGGUGCUUUAAACAGGAACAUCCCAGUGUGCUUUGCAGGUUGAUGGCAGGCGGACGAGGAACGGAGAGAAGACUGAUCACUAUUAAAUCAGAUGUUUUAAUGCAGUUCACUGGGAAGAGCUGCAUCAGUAUACAAGUGUUAAUCAGCGUGCUUGUGAACGAAUGAGCGUCAUGUUGGACUGUGAUCAAUUUAAAGAGGGAAAUUUACAUUUAAGUAAAUGUUGAGCUCAAUAUAAUCGAGGAGAGACUGUAAACGUGAUGCCAAAUGAUUUGUUUGUGAAAUAAAUGACAGAAAAUUAA